This is a messenger RNA of Paramecium pentaurelia, 1323 nucleotides long. NCBI's taxonomy places the organism in Eukaryota, Ciliophora, Oligohymenophorea, Peniculida, Parameciidae. The record is from the annotation of a GenBank genome assembly.
UAUGGGUUAAGCUAAUUGUGCAUGUGUAAAGACAGUCAAUUUUGAUCAUAAUCAAAUUGAGAGCGAUAAGAAAUUAAGGGUGAGCAGAAAAGAAAAUUCAAUUGAAGAUGAGGAGAUUAAAUUAUUAAGAUGCAUUAUCAAAAUAUAAGCAUUAUUAAGAGGAUGGAUAAUUAGAAAGAAGUAUCAUUAUGUUUAAGUUCAAUUAUACAACAGUAAAGUGAAUAAUAUCUUAAAAUAAUUUUCAAUAACACAUUUAUCGAAAUUUAGCAAAGUAUUAUAAUAAUUGUAGCAUUUAUAUAGAUGGCCCCAUUUCCAUUCUCAGAAUAUAGAUAUUAAGAUAAUGAAAGUGAAGCAUAUGAAAAUAGAUUUUUUAGAAAUGCUGUCUUAUUAGAAAAUGGAGCUAUCUAUAUAGGAGAAUGGUUUGGAGAUAAGAAAUUUGGAAAAGGUAUUUAAAUAUGGAAAGAUGGAUCAAUAUAUGAAGGUUUUUGGAUUAAAGAUAUGGCUAAUGGUAAAGGAAGAUUAUAUCAUGCUAAUGGAGACAUUUAUGAUGGAGUAUUUAAUAAUUAAAUAAUUAGGAUUGGGAAGAUCAUAAAUCUAAAGGUUAUGGAAUAUAUAUUCAUUCUGAUGGAGCAAGAUAUGAAGGUAAUUGGAAUAAUGAUUAAUAAAAUGGAUUUGGUAUUGAAAUUUGGCCAGAUGGAGCUAAACAUGAAGGUGAAUAUUAGAAUGGAGUUAAACAUGGAAAAGGAAAGUUUGGUAAAAUAUAUAUGAUUAAAGAUUUUAGUUUGGGCUGAUAAAGCCUAAUAUUGUGGUUAAUUUUUAAACAAUUAAAUAAAUGGAAUUGGUAGAUAUUCUUGGCCUGAUGGUCGAAAGUAUUGUGGAGAAUGGUUAAAUAAUAAAAUGCAUGGUUUAGGUUUAUUUUAAUGGAGUGAUGGUAGAGUGUAUAUAGGUGAAUAUAUAGAUGAUAAAAAGCAUGGAUAAGGAAUAUUUGAAUGGUAUAUUAAUUAAUUUAAUAAAUUUAGGCCUGAUGGUAAGAAAUAUAUAGGAUAUUGGUCUGAGGGGAAAUAGCACGGAAGAGGAAUAUUUAUUGCUGGAUAAUAAAGAAAAUAAGGAGAAUGGAAAAAUGGGAAUAGAGAGAGAUGGAUUAUUUUUGAUUCAGAUAAUGAAUUAGAUUAAAUGGAAAAGAAAAUGACACAGUUAAAAGUUUAAUAUUCUUAAAUAACUGAAACAUAACUUUUAGAUAAAUCAAAAAAGGCUCUACCAUUGCCUAAUAAUUCUUUAAUUAAAGGAGAGAAAUUUAAGCCUCUUCAAAAUCAUAAUUCUUGA